This is a messenger RNA of Corvus hawaiiensis (hawaiian crow), 7162 nucleotides long. RefSeq names its product papilin, proteoglycan like sulfated glycoprotein (gene PAPLN). NCBI's taxonomy places the organism in Eukaryota, Metazoa, Chordata, Aves, Passeriformes, Corvidae. The record is from RefSeq and is a predicted model, not a curated record. The transcript has 28 exons. Gene Ontology annotation, biological process: extracellular matrix organization. Bases 2750 to 6889 code for a protein of 1379 amino acids. Gene Ontology annotation, molecular function: metalloendopeptidase activity; serine-type endopeptidase inhibitor activity. Gene Ontology annotation, cellular component: extracellular matrix.
CUUGCUUUCACUAAAGGGUAAGUGAUGAAAACAGUUUCAACACAAGGAUCAUGUCCUUUCUCCCAGAGGAAAGGUACAUAUGCAAAACUUUCUGUGAAACCACGGGGCAAAGGUUUACUUCAUAUUUGCAUUGCCUUUGCAUUGCAUUGCCACUAAGCACUGGCCUUGAGCUCAAAUCCUACACUAACAGCUUGAUUUUGUCACAUCUCUGCUGGAACCAGGAAGUAUGAGCAGAUUAUUCUUUCCUUUUUUUUUUUUAAUAAAAGAAAUGUAACUAAUGUUUCAUGUUGCUUAGUUGUCGGAAAAGUCUGGUCACUUCUUUUUUUUAUUUCAGCAUCUCAAGAGCUCAUCAAUUAAGUCUCUAUGGGGUUAAAAUUAAUCCAGAUGUGUUUACACAGUAUCUGCUUUAAUGCAGUAGGCACAGCUGUUUUUUGGAUGUAUCCUGGCUAGAUUCCAACAUGAGCAGUCACAUUUUCCCUGUCUCUGUACUCCCUUGUAGUUUAUCAACAAGAACACAAAAACUACAAGAACAUUAUUAAGCUUGGUAUUUCAAAAAAACAUUAAUUGAGGUCCCACUGCCAUGAGAGGCAUUUUAAUGAUUGGGUAUUUAUAAAUUCAUCUGAAAUUGUGGGGUUUUUUGCCUUCCAGUUUUUGAACUUUUGGGAUUGGAUUUCAAGUCUUUUCUUGCCAAGGGGAUAAAAGCUUUAAACUGAUAUGAAAGUUUGGUUUAUUCGUAGAAGGCCAGGAGUUCAGGUUUUGGUUUGAUCAAAUACCAUGAAGCUUAGGAUAUAAGGUGACAGCUGGCAGGAUGACAUUAGCCAAUGGCUAAUUGAGAGUACAGGUUGAAAAAGAAAAAGCACAUGCUCAUGUAACUUCUUCCUGAUGGAAAAGGAGGGACCACAGCUUGGCCCAAGGCCCAAAUUUAUUUUUCUUAAAAGAAAAUUUGAAUCUAAAGGGGCAGGACAAUAAUUUCUAUAUUGUUAAUUAGGAAUUAACAAUAUCCAAUUUUUGUUUCUCCUGACAAGGAUAACAGAGGUAGCCAUGCAUCUGCACCGCCAUUAGAUGUUCUUCUGAGGUGUAUUGUGUCUUCCAAUAUCUUGUGGUUCCCUGGUUGCUUGGUGGAGGUGUUGCCAUUUUGUGUUGGGCUUCCUGUUAGAGCUUAUCCUUGAUUAUUGUUACAGAGUUAGCUUAGACGGGAAAGUACAGGAUUGCUUUUGCUUGUGGAAAAGAUGUAACUUUUAUUUGAACUCUGUUCCCUGUGGGAUGUGUAAUGGUAGGAUUUGAGUACUGUGUACCUUUCAUGGCUAGCUGCUAGACAGGGAUUGAACAGCAGGGAUGAAGCGAGCCGUAUCCCUGGAAUAAAAUUGCUUCUGUGUCACCUGAUGCAUUUACGAGUCUGCUAGAAACUUCCAUUUGGAGCUGCGCACAUCUAGGCUUGUCAACAGUUGGCAAGGAUAUUGUCUCUUUUGAUCAUCUAAAGCAGCAGCAUGGCCAAGAAGACAGUAGUAAUACCAGUUCUGGAGAUUCCAUUGCAUAUCUUGAUGUCUUCCUUGAAAGAUCCAACAUGUGGAGUUACCUGAAGGUAGAAGCUUCAUCUUUCUUUUGGAAAGCAAGGUUCUCUCUCUUACGGUUACAAAUGAACUACCAAUGUAAAAGGACUCUAAAACUGGAAGGCAAAACAUAAAAGAUCAACCCAAACUUAAGACUUUAAAGCUAUUCUCAUAAUCUUGGAGACCUCGGUCAUUAUAUUAAAUACGGUUAAAAUGCUGGUAGCUGUUAUAAUUGCUGGACCAAAAUCUAUUUUUCCAGAUCUGUGGUCUCUGUAUUUCGUUAUUUAUUUGUUUUAUACUAAGCAGAGAACAAAAUCAAUGGGGGGCAGAUUUAUCUGUUUGCAAAAUAAAACAACAGCAACACAUAAGUUGUUAUGCAAUGUUUUCUCUAGUAUCCACAUGAUUAAAAACACAAGUUUUUCCUUGUAAUGCAUCCAACUAGAUUCCUUUUCCUUUAACAGUUUUUAUGUUGUUAAGUUGUCCUUCGCAGGAGUUUUCAGGGGGUUUCUGAAUGCAUGGCAUUUGUUAGAGGAAACAAAAAUUGAGAAAACUAUGCUGCCAUUGUCUGGUUAAAUUCAUGUCUGUAUCCGAAGUGCUGCUAUUUUCAGAUUUUGGAGGUCUGCUUACCUUUGCCUCCACUCCAGUCUAGCUGUGAAUUGUAUUUAAGUUCAAAGUUUCUUUUGUCAAAAGCAUAUUUGUGAACUGUGAUUCAGGCUGUAGUUUUAAAGUAAAUGUAAAGUUAAAUAUUUUUUUCAGAGUUAAGAACUUACUGAAAAUUAAUACUGAAGGGAUCUGUGGAUAGCUGUCUCUCUUCUGAUGUGAUGCCUACAGCUAAAAUAAAACUAGUUACAAAGGGCUCCACCCCUGCAACAACUUUAGGCACAGUUUAGAGCUCAUGUGUGUGCUCACACACAGACUACAGAAGCUAGAAACAAUUCCACGGCAGGCGUGCCUGUGUGCAUGCUUACGACUCUGGCUUUCCAAAGCAAAAGUGAAAACUCUUGUGAAGAAACCGAGAGGCUGAAGGGGUUAAAUGAAAUACAACUCUGCUUUUCCUGUGCAGUAAGGAUUAGUAACCAAACAGAAGCAGGAGAGGAGAGCACUGAAGUGUCACUGUUUCAACAAGAUCGAUUGGAAAGAGGGUUCUGGAGCUUGACUGCAGAGUGUCUCCAACUUUUGUGCUCACCUGUCACAGGCACAUGCAGAAGGCAGAGAUGAAGAACUUAUUCCUUCUGCUCAUGCUAACAACGAUGUCACCUUCUGCAUUUUCAGGCCACCGGAUGAAACGGCAGUUUGAUGUCUGGGGGAGCUGGGGUGAAUGGGGCAAAUGCAGUCGGAGCUGCGGCGGUGGAGUCAGCUUUCGGCAACGGCGCUGCUAUUCCCAAAGGACAGAAGGUCCUUCCAGUUGUGUUGGACCAUCACGAAGCUAUCGGUCAUGUAAUGUUCAGAACUGCCCGGAAGGCUCCCGGGAUUUCCGGGCAGAGCAGUGUGCAGAGUUUGAUGGGACAGAAUUCCAAGGCAAGAAAUAUAAGUGGCUUCCAUAUUAUGGAGCACCUAAUAAGUGUGAGUUAAACUGUAUUCCCAAGGGAGAAAACUUCUACUACAGGCACAAGGAAGCAGUGGUAGAUGGGACUACCUGUGAACCUGGCAAGCGAGAUAUCUGUGUAGCGGGAGUUUGUCAGGCUGUUGGCUGUGAUAAUAUGCUGGAAUCUGCCAAGAAGGAGGACAAGUGCCUGCAGUGUGGAGGAGAUGGCAGCACCUGCUAUGGUGUGAAGGGCACUUUUGAUGUGGCCAGCCUCCCCAAAGGUUACAAUCAAAUCUUUAUUAUCCCUAUGGGAGCCACAAGCAUCCAAAUUAAGGAGGUUAUGCCCAGCAGGAACUUCCUAGCCGUCAAGAAUGUGCGAGGGGAGUAUUACCUGAACGGGCACUGGACAAUCGACUUCAGCCGGGCGCUGCAGGUGGCCAGCACGGUGCUGCACUAUGACCGUGGCUCGGAGGGUGAUGUGGCCCCAGAGCUCCUCCAUGCCCGGGGUCCCACCACAGAACCUCUUGUCAUUGAGCUCAUCAGCCAGGAGCCAAACACAGGGGUACAGUAUGAGUAUUACCUGCCUCUGCAAGGACAGGCCUCGGGUUACAGCUGGAGCUACAGUUCCUGGAGUGAGUGCAGCUCCGAAUGUGGAGGAGGUUUCCAGUACCGCUUGGUGUUUUGUACCAUAGACAAUGAAAUUUAUCCGGACUAUAUGUGCAGGAAUAAACCACAACCAGACAAUAACCGGACGUGUGGUCAUCAGCCUUGUCCCCAGACAAAACGGACUUCUUACAUCUACCUGCCGCAAGCCUGGAGUCACAGCAGCGCUCGGAGCUCUCAGAUGAAGAGGUGGAAAACGGGAGAGUGGGGAUCCUGCUCAGCUACCUGUGGCGGGGGCACCCAGACUCGCUCCGUGUACUGCGUGGCCUUUGAUGGGCAGAGCUCGCAGGGGGUGGUGGAUGACGCCGAGUGCAUGGCCUUCGCCCAGCAGCCGCGCCGCAGCCAGCCCUGCAACGUCAGGCAGUGUGCCAGCUGGAGCACGGGGCCCUGGUCCGAGUGCUCAGCCAGCUGUGGGGAAGGAGUCCAGACCCGGACUGUCACCUGCAGGACACAGCAGGGCUCUCAGGCUCAGGACUUCGCUUGUCUAAUGGAGCCAAAGCCAUCAGCCACCCAGCCCUGCCUUAAGGAGAACUGCAUCCAGGAAAUCGGCUGGCACGUUGGAGACUGGGGUCUGUGUUCCAAGAGCUGCGAUUCAGGCAUCCGGACACGCCAGGUCAUCUGUGCUGACGGCGACUCCAAAUUCUACAGUCCUGAGACAUGCAAAGCAAUCCAGCCACAGAAACCAGCCACCCUGGGUAGCUGCAACACACAGCCCUGCUACCUGCCACAGCAGGUCCCCAGUAUGCAGGACACUACGGGAUACAAUGUCACUCGCCAGUCCUUGCUGACACGUUACUACCCAAACAGCCCUGUCCCAGGAGUUCUCUCCCCAGAUUCUGAUGAGGGAAGGAUGCUCCCUGGGAACACCAUGAUCCAUAGUACCUCAGGGAAUCAGCACAUUCCAUCCACCAAAGACCACGGCAUCAACUUGUUUCCUGUCCACUGGGAGCCCCAGUCACACUCAUCACGUUCCUAUCGGCUCAGCUUCUCUCAGGACCCCCCUGCAGGGGUCAGCUCCCAGGACUGCCACCAGAGCCCGCACGGCUGCUGUCCAGAUGGGCACACUCCAGCAUCGGGCCCUUUGGGGAGAGGUUGUCCUUUCAGCACCUGCCACCAAAGCAGGUACGGCUGCUGCCCUGACAGACUAUCGGCUGCCCAGGGCCCAAACAACAUGGGAUGCCCACAAUAUUACCGUGACAUUCAAACGAGACAAAAUCAUCCUACUGUGACCACUCCAGCAGCAAGCCAAGCCUUGUCCCAGCAGCAUCCCUCGGGCGAGUGCCGCGGCUCCGUGUACGGCUGCUGUUUUGACAACGUCGCCUCGGCCUCAGGUCCUCGAGGGGAAGGAUGUCUCAAUAGGCCCAACUACCCGUACCCUGUCAUGUGCCUGCUGCCCAGUGCCCAUGGCCCCUGCACCAACUGGACCACUCGCUGGUACUUUGUGGGAGUUGUUGGCAAGUGCAACCGGUUUUGGUAUGGCGGCUGUCAGGGCAACAAAAACAGCUUUGCCUCGGAGGAGGAGUGCAUGAGAGUGUGCCACAGCUCUGUGGGGGUCAGUCAUCUGGAGCACCAGCCCUCUCCUGGCACAGGAGCCCUGCAACACCAGCAGACUGGCUCCAAUUCUCAUACAGGACGUGCUCAGGGUCAGCAGCAAUCACCCACAAGAGAGACUGCAAGUCACAGCCAAGAAGGAAGAACCUAUGGGGCUUCACACCCCACACAAUACAGCCACAGACAGGACAGCUGGAGAAGAGACAUGCUGCCAGAGUCCUUGCCAAGGACUGGUGUGCUGGAGAGCCAGCGCUGGGGCACCCAGCGAAGCAGACUGGACAUCCUGGGCCAGCUGCGCCCCUGGGAAACAGCAGUGCCUGGGCCCUCGGACAGGCAGAGCAGCAGUGGCCAGCAGGUGCUGCCCCGGGAAGGCAAGCAGUGGCGUGAAGUUUUUGGAGCAGAUGUUUCCAUGACAGAGGGAUUUGGGCACCGGGAGUCUGCAGACUUGUUCCCAGCACAAUCUCUGCACAGAACAAUCCUGGAGGAAGCCAAGCCCUCUCUUGUGACAGCAGUUGUGGGACAAAACAUCCAGCUGGUCUGCAAGACAGGCAUGUCUCCCCUCUCCAGAGUGGAGUGGAUGAAGAACAGCCGCCCGGUCUCCUCUGACAGGCACACCUACCAGUCCGACAGCUCCCUGGUGAUCAGCCACGUCAAGCCCGAGGACGCUGGGACCUACACUUGCCUCACUUCUGACGGGAGGAUGGAGAGCCGAGAGAUUCAGCUACAGAUCACAGAGCACCAGAGCACUGUUCUGGCAGAGGGUGAGAGAGGUCGGGUCCUUCACAAGGCAGAUCAGCAGUACCGAGGGUUAUCCAGAGGCAGGCAGGCUGUGCAGGCAUCCGGCUCCUCUGUGCAUCAGCAGCUCACGUACAGGUUGAAAAUGGAUAAGAGCGAGCCCACAGUAGUGGAGGCCAAUGUUGGGGAGAGAGUCAGACUGCCCUGCACAGCAGAAGCAUCACCAGCUCUCACCAUCGAGUGGCAGAAAGAUGGGCAGCCCCUCUCCUCUCCCAGGCACAGGCAGCAGUCGGACGGGGCCCUGGUGAUCAGCCGGGUCAGCUCUGAAGACAUCGGCUUCUUCACCUGCAUCGCCUCCAACGGACGUGACCGGGACCAGCGCCAGGUCCUGCUCCGACCUCUAGGAGAGCUGAGGAUCACUGGUCUUCUGCCAAGCAUCACGGUACCUGAGGGAGGGACUGCUCAUCUUCAUUGUACAGUGACUGGCAACAAUGUGAAUAUAAGGUGGUCAAGGAACGGAGUUCCCAUGCGGGGGGAUGGCCGCCACAUCCACCUGUCCCAGGAUGGAAGCCUGGCUAUAAGCAACGUCCAGGAGGCUGACGAGGGAUCCUACACGUGCAGUGCCUACAGCAGCAGCAGCUCUGUCAGUGCCAGCACGGAGGUGAAGGUGCUGAGGAGCAGGCCUAGCACUACUGUGAGUCAUGUUGUGGACCUGAGCAGAGAGUGCGUGGACCAGCCCCACCUUGCCAACUGUGACCUGAUCCUGCAGGCCCAGCUCUGUGGUAACGAGUACUAUUCCAGCUUCUGCUGUGCCAGCUGCGCUCGCCACCGCCCGCAGGGCAGCCCCCCACACCCCCGUGGGUGACAGCCACUGCCACGGAGACCCAUGACAAGACUGGAGGUCUCAACUCUGUUCUUUUACUGCAUGGGACUGUUCUAGGAACUCUGCCCUGCUGGAAAGCUCAAGAGGGUGAAUUGAACAGCGUGUAUUGGGCGUAAAUGCUCAGAGGUGGGAAACCCACCACCCUCAGGCUUAUUGUAAACUCCUUUUCCCCCCUGUAUGCCUUGCUGUACCUAAUCCAUCUCUUAGGGGUAGUUGCUGUCAUUCACAGAAUCAGAUGAUGCAAUGAUGAUGUGA